GUGAGGGUCCGGUGGUAAAGGCACGAAUAUUGACCUGCGUUGAGGGGAUGAAUGUGCCCUUGCUGGAACAAGCCAUACAGGAGCAGAGGAAAUACUUCAACGAGAGGCAGGAGCGGAUGGGAAACAGCACGUCCCAAGAGCAGCUCUGA
This is a messenger RNA of Eurypyga helias (sunbittern), 149 nucleotides long. Its product is annotated as CST complex subunit TEN1-like. The record is from RefSeq and is a predicted model, not a curated record. The annotation marks the transcript as partial. Gene Ontology annotation, cellular component: CST complex. NCBI's taxonomy places the organism in Eukaryota, Metazoa, Chordata, Aves, Eurypygiformes, Eurypygidae. Gene Ontology annotation, biological process: negative regulation of telomere maintenance via telomerase. Gene Ontology annotation, molecular function: telomeric repeat DNA binding; single-stranded DNA binding; telomerase inhibitor activity. The transcript has a single exon.